AUGCUGAGGACCCCCGCUAUUGUUUACUACACAGGAAAAUUCUUCGUGAGCGAGUUAUCUCAGAUCGCCCCCGUUGAUGAAACUGUGCUGGUAUACAUCAAGGCAUACAAUGACGGUGUGCCGUUGGAAGAGAUCCCCGAACCGCUCUCCAUUACCUUCUAUCAUACGACUGAUGGCCAGGGUGAUCUACCAGACUGGGCUGGAUUUGCCUGUGGAUCAGCUCGACUCCAUAGCUCUAGAGAACCUGUACCUGAUCUUGUGCAGCAUGUUGAACUUGAAUGGGACUCUUCGUACUGCACGAUGAAUUUUACAAAUGAUAACUACACAGUCUGUAUGUGUACCGUCUUAGAAAUCAUUGGUCUGAUAAAGGAUGCAAUACCAACACAGGAACCGACCACACCAGAAACAGCACCCGGACCACUUGAAUUCAUUGUAUACCACUAUUCGUCGUGCUAA
Strongylocentrotus purpuratus (purple sea urchin) is the source of this 456-nucleotide messenger RNA. RefSeq lists its product as uncharacterized. The coding region runs from base 1 to 456 and encodes 151 amino acids. Lineage: Eukaryota; Metazoa; Echinodermata; Echinoidea; Camarodonta; Strongylocentrotidae. The record is from RefSeq and is a predicted model, not a curated record. The transcript has 6 exons.